AAUCUCAAUCACACAGCCGCGCUUUGAUCAUUAAGUAGUUCAACGGUGUUCGUUCGUUUUUUUUUUUUUUUUGUCUUUCUGGAGUAAAAUCAAGUCGAAUGGCUAAAGAAGUUUUCAUAGAAUGUUUCGUAAUGGUGAUCGCUUUGGUUGGAUUUGUUUCAAGCGAUAGUGAAAAACAACUUGACGUGGUAAUUUCAUACGAAACAGAACACGAUCCUUCAACAUUUUUCUUUACGAAGCUACUGAAUCGCCAAUUAUUCGACCGGUUGAACAAAUGUGGCGUUAUUCGCUGGAGAUUCAUGCCAUGUACCACAUCAUCGAUGGCCAACGGAGUUCUAGUAUGUCGUGGUGGAGAUUGCCAAUGUGCCGCAGAUAAAAUUCACGCUUGCGCUGCAACUUUAUACAAAGAUAACCAGGAAGAAUUGGGGAAAUUUGUCAUGUGUUAUUUUGCUUCAAAGAACGCUAAAAAUUGCGCAAACAGUAACGGAAUGUGUUACGAUACCAUAGAAACUUGCGUAAAAGAAAAGAAAGGCGACAAAUACUGCAACGACUUCUUUGACAUAGUCAUUAACGACUGGCAAACUAUAUUUGUUCCAGGAAUUAAAUUUGGAUCGAAAUACGACAAAGAUGUAAAUUACAAGGCUACUGGAGAUUUCAAAGGCGUUUUAUGUGAAAAAUUGAAAAGUAACAACUUACAAUGCGAUGUGUGUUCUUGUAGCUAAAUAGUGGUUAAGUCUCCGAGGAAUUUGUUUCUUUAAUUUUCAUUUGAUUUAAUUAGGUUGUAUUAUGAUUAUAUAAAAUAAAUGUCUGCGUCACUCAGGAA
Planococcus citri (citrus mealybug) is the source of this 823-nucleotide messenger RNA. RefSeq lists its product as uncharacterized. The transcript is spliced from 5 exons. NCBI's taxonomy places the organism in Eukaryota, Metazoa, Arthropoda, Insecta, Hemiptera, Pseudococcidae. Bases 99 to 722 code for a protein of 207 amino acids. The record is from RefSeq and is a predicted model, not a curated record. Gene Ontology annotation, molecular function: oxidoreductase activity, acting on a sulfur group of donors, disulfide as acceptor.